Eleginops maclovinus (Patagonian blennie) is the source of this 3465-nucleotide messenger RNA. It is a transcript of the gene dennd1c, whose product is annotated as DENN domain containing 1C. Lineage: Eukaryota; Metazoa; Chordata; Actinopteri; Perciformes; Eleginopidae. Gene Ontology annotation, biological process: endocytic recycling; endocytosis. The record is from RefSeq and is a predicted model, not a curated record. Gene Ontology annotation, molecular function: guanyl-nucleotide exchange factor activity; phosphatidylinositol phosphate binding. Gene Ontology annotation, cellular component: intracellular membrane-bounded organelle; cytosol.
CUAUUGCGCUGAUCGUGCAGAGGGCUGCUACCACCGGUGUGCUUCUCCGUUUGCACCACUGCUCCAUCAGAGGUAUGGCGAACAUCUGAGACUCCUGCUGAAGAUAUCGGCCCCUCUGGGACAAACACAUGGACACAGACACAUCACGACAGCAUGGGGUCCAGACUGAAACAAAACCCUGAGCGAACCUUUUACUGGUUCUUUGAAGCAACUUGCCCCGUAGCCAGAGACAAAGAUCCCGGAGUACUGUUUCAGUUCCCAGAGGACUUCAGCGAUGAGGAGUCCUGUCAAACGUUACCCCGGUUCUGCUUCCCGUAUGAUAUACAAAGAGCGAGGGAGGGGACGGCCGUGCAGCACUUUACUUUUGUUUUGACUGACCUUGAAGGAUGUCAGCGGUUUGGCUUCUGCCGCCUCACCAACCACACACAUACCUGCCUCUGUAUGCUCAGCUAUCUUCCAUGGUUUGAGGUGUUUUACAAACUUCUCAACAACUUGGCUGAUUACAUCUCAAAAGGACAGACCAAUGAGAUGAAAGCUCUGCUGGCUGCACUCUACAAGCAGCCCUUACCACUGGGAGCUGGAUCUGUCACUCUGCAGAUGGGAGAGCAGCUAUUGGUCAGCACAGAGGUGUCCCAUGCUGAUGGACACAAAGAGGGAAAACAGGGGAUUCCAUACUUCAUUGCUCCAGACCCGAGAACUCUCCCUUCAAUCCCUGAAAAUAGGAACCUGACAGAGCUGAUAGUGGCAGUAGAUGUGGGGAACCUGCUCCAGCUCUACGCCAGCAUGCUGUUUGAGAGACGCAUCCUCAUCUUUGCCAGCAAACUUAGCACUUUGACGUCCUGCGUGCAUGCACUCACUGCUGUGUUAUACCCCAUGUACUGGCAACACAUCUUCAUUCCUGUCCUGCCACCCCAUCUGCUGGACUACUGCUGUGCACCUAUGCCCUACCUAAUAGGGGUCCACACCAGUCUAUCUGAGAGGGUGAGGAGUCGGGGCUUGGAAGAGGUGGUUAUUCUGAAUGUGGACACAAACACUCUGGAAAAUCCAUUUGAUGACCUGAAAAGGAUACCUUCAGAUGUGAUGACCGGGCUGAAAGUGUGUUUGAAGCGUCAGGCGGUGUCUCCUGGCUGCGGUGUCUCCAGGGCCUUCCUCAAAGCUCAGGCUCUGCUGUUUGGAGGCUACAGGGAUGCACUGCAGGGUGAAAAGGGGGGUGAGGUGUGGUUCAGUGAGGAACUGUUUGUAGAUCACAAGUCUUCCAGUAUGAGGGGCUUCCUAGAGAGUGCCAUUCAUCUACAGUCCUUCAAACAGUUCAUUGAUGGUCGCCUGGAUAUUCUGAACAAAGGGAAAGAAGCAAAUGAUCUCUUUGAGGAGGAGAUCUUAAAGUGUGAAGCAACUGCAGGGAGAAGCAAAUCCUAUCAACAGUUAGUUGGUAAUUUAAAGAAAGGGGGAGGAGCGCUGAUCCUUAACAUGAAGUCCAAAGCAAACAUGAGGGCCAAAGGUCUCACAAAGUCUGGUUUGAAAAACUUGCUGUUGCACAAGACCCAAAAUGAAGAAAACAACCUUCACAGGGGAGGAUCUGUGAUGCACCGCCGUGCCCAAUCCGACUGCUUGCAGAACCGCCUGCCAAUCACUCAGCACUUUGGGAGGUCACGUCCCCGUCGGCCUGUUUACAAACAUAGGCCCCCUGGAGAUGAGGAAGACGUGCAGGACACUGGGGACACAUGGGAUGGAGCUGGAUCUGGGCAUCUGGUCGAGCUGGAGUCUGAGCUGCAGAAGGAUGACGAAGAGGGGGAAGAUCAACUGCUGUGUGACCCAGAGGAAAUGGAUCUGCUGGGGGAGAUCUUCGACACACUUAGCUCUCGGAGCUCCAACGAGCGCGGCCUCCUGUAUGGCACACGCAGCCUGGAUCUAUUUGGACCGGACAGCCAUGACUAUAUCAGGAAGGUUGGUUUUCCAGCCAACCCGAGCCAAGAAAGCCUGUCUCUGUCCAUCAGUGGCAGUGGCAGCCUGCACAGCUGGAAUCUGGAAACCACGGAGGAGCGGUCAGACCUGACAGAGGAUUCAGAUUGGCUGGGCCUGGACACCAGCGUACCAGACGAGGAUGGGACAGAGAGUCCGCUGGCAGUGUGUGAAACGGUGCAGCAGCAAGGUAUACAACAUGAAGAAGUGAGCACAAUAAAUGGGAACAAAGAACAAUAUGUAGACGGUGGAAGUACAUUCAAGGAAGUCAAAUUAGAGGACGAGACAAAAAAAGUGGGUCAGGAAAAGAGAGUGAGUUUAGGAGAGGAGUGUUUGAUAGGAAUGGCUGAGAAUCGAGAGGAUGAAGGGUUGAAAGAAGAGAGAGAAGGCGAGCAAAGACAGAGUGACGAGGUUGCUGAAAAGCAAGAAUUAAAAGAAGUAACAGCUGAAGCAAAAGAAGAAGAGGGACAAGAGCAGGAGAAAGAUAGAGAGGUGAAUUCAAACAAACUGAAUCUACAUCCUAACGCUGCAGAGGAGCAGCAAGAACUGGAGGGCAAUCUGGAACCCACAUCUGCUCCUGGGCUUCAGAGUCUCACUGUGGACCCUAAACCUCAGGGUCCUGGAAAUGGUAGAGAAGAAGCAGAAAAGAAAGAGGAGCAAGAGACAAGGCAGACCCACUCUCCUACUAAAGUGCUAUCUGCUGCAACACGUUUCCAGUCUAAGGCGCAAAGCCACGGCUCUCAGGUGAAGUCCAGGAUCCAGGAACUGUCUGAACCUGCGAGACCCUGCAACAUGCUUUGGAGCGGGGAGAACGCACAGAAUCACCUGCCAUGUGACUCAAAUAAAUCAGAAAAAAAAAAUGUCUCAAAGGAUGAGCAUGAGGAGGACGAACCACCUCUGAUCAAAGUGUCUGAGCUUAAGAAGAGAUUUGAAGCCUAAACGAGAUGAAAAACACCAAAAUGAGCAAUGUGCAAGUGAUGACGGAUUUCUCCUGCAUAUCUGUGAAAUACUAUUUCUCGCUUUAAAAAUUGGACAUAUAUAGUUUCAUGUUAUUUAAAAAGGACUCAGUUAUCCUAAGAAAGGAUUGUAGCUUAGGAAAGUAUUACACAGACUUGAAUAGGUAAUGCAUUUGUUCUGGAUUAUUGGGGAUCGGGUCAAAACAAAAGGGACAGUGGCUCAGUGGUGUGUUUUUAAUCAUUUUUGGCAUUUCAAAUUUGUUGUCAAGAAAAUCUUAUGAAGGAACUUACCAAAUAUUAACAGAUGUGUUAAAGUUAGACUGGGGAUUUGUAAUAUUAGGAAAUGUAGAUGAAACUAAAGAAAUACAUUAAUGUUUUGCAUUUCUACAACUGUAUGAAGGCCCCAAUUGUUAUUGUUAAAUGAAUAUUUUUUAUAAAAGGUGUGUGAGAAAGUGAUGAAAUGCUAAAACUGACAGUGAGGAUAGCAUUUUUGGUCUUCACACACAAUAUGAAUAACUUAAAGCAUAAUAAACAAACUGUUUUCAAAGUC